AUGAGAGGUACACUUCUCGCCUUCGGCAGUGUUCCUUAUGGAAUCCCUGGCUUCUUCCCGGGUCCAAGCAUGACAAUAAGCCCCACCAAAAACAAAGCUCAACCUGGUUCAUCAUCAUACAACGACACUGCGGCAACAAGCUUCAGAUCCAGUCCAGCACGGAUGGAUGAGGUGGAUGCGCUGCGAGGGAGGCUUGCUUUGGAAGAGUCCCUUCCCUUGACUGAGCCCAUCAACCUGGAAGAUGGUCAUUAUUCUUCGCUGCGAGAUGGGCUGGAGCGCGACAGUCAGAGUCUGGAGGCUGAAUCUUGGAGCGUGGCGGCCGAUCAGGACUACCUGAGAACUCUGGACCGAGAAGCCAUCAAAAGACAGGAUGUCAUUUAUGAGUUAAUGCAGACCGAGAUGCACCACGUGCGCACGUUGAAGAUCCUCCGGGACGUCUACAUGCACGAGCUGAGACAUUCCCAGCUCCUGGACGAUGACAAAAUGGGAAGGCUCUUCCCCGGCGUGGACGCUUUGCUCACGCUGCACCAGCACUUCCUCGACUUCCUCAAACUGCGCCAGAGCCAGAGUCAAGAAGAUGGAAGUCCCAACUGCUACCAGAUCAUGGAGCUGGGAGACAUAAUCAUCUCACAGUUUUCUGGCUCAGUGGGGGAAAAAAUGAAGGAGUGGUACAGUGUUUUCUGCAGUCAUCACACAGAAGCAGUCAGCUUCUACAAAGAGCUCCUGCAGAACAACAAGAAGCUUCAAAGCCUCAUGAAGAAAAUUGGUCAGUUGACCCUGGUGAGAAGAUUGGGCAUUCUUGAGUGUUUCUUGCUGGUGACACAGCGCAUCACAAAAUACCCUGUCUUGAUAGAGCGACUUCUAAAGGUUACUGAAGACAGCGACGAACAUCAGGCUUUGCUCCAGGGUUUGGGGGCCAUAAAAGACGCUAUCUCACAAGUGAACGAGCACGUCAGGGAGUACGAGUUGGCUUCCCGUCUUCGGGACAUUUGCGUGCGCCUGGAGCCGAAGUCUGUUGGCCGACUGAAGGACGGCAGACUGAUCCGCAGGGAGGAUCUGAUCCAGACCCAGCGGACGCUGCUGCACGAAGGCCCGGUCACCUGGAAAUCCUCCGGCAGGCACAAAGACAUUCAUGCUGUGCUACUGUCAGACAUGCUUCUCCUCCUCCAAGAGAAAGAUCAGAAGUUUGUUUUUGCUGCAGUGGAUAACAAGCCACCUGUAAUCGCCCUGGAAAACCUGAUCCUGAGAGAAGUGGCCCACUCGGAGAAGGCGAUGUUCCUCAUCUGCGCGUGCACCUCCACACCGCAGGAGGUCUUUGAGAUGUAUGAGCUGCACACCAGCUCUAAGGAGGAACGGGUCGCCUGGAUGGCGCGCAUGUGGGAUGCCAUCAACCGUUCCUCAGAAGAGGAUAAACGAUACCAGGAGCUGACGGGCAGACUGCGAGAAUAUCAAGAGCGUCUGAAGGUGAGAGACGAGCACAUCAAGCAGUGUCUGUCGGAGAAGCUUAACAUCUUCAGCGCCAUGUAUGAAGACUUGACCGACCAAGAGAUCGUCCCGAGAGGGCUGCUGCUCAGAGGAGAUCCCACGGAUCUCCAGCAGGGAGAGACACUACUCAAAGGAGCCAUCCAUGAAGUGGAAAACCUUCAAAAUCUGCUUCUCCGCUCAACAAAAGACCCCUGUAACUCCCAGGAGGACCAUCAUUUGUUAAAGUGGAGGUCACACAGAAAAACUGAGGACACUAACCCGUCUGCAAACACUCUGAAAAAUGAGUGGUGCUCCAGCGAAAACGUGGGACCCGGCGGCAGAGGCGUCGAGGACGACAAUUCUCAACUACAGGACAUCAUUUUCUACUGUGAAGGCGAGGAGCCUCCUGCCGACAAUGACAGGUUGACGCCCGCGUUUGCAUCAACCGCCAGUAACUUCAAGGCAGAGGUGGGUGACCAUGUCAUACUGCUAGCUCAGUGGCUGUAUACAUUACAAGCCAUCGUGGCCCAGCAGGACAGUCAGAUCGAGCUCCAGCAGGUCGUCCAGUCGCACGGCAGCAGGACGUCGCGGCCCACCAGCAGCGCCUUGCUGGAACAGGAGAAGCAGCGCAACAUGGAGAAACACAAAGAGGACUUGGCUAACCUGCACAAGCUGCAGGCGCAGCACCGCGAGGCGCAGCAACGCUGGGAAAAGGAGCGCGAGCGGCAGGGCGCCUACAUGGAAACGCUCGAAGCAGAGUUGAGGCUGCGAGAGGAGCAGUGCGUCCGGCAUGAAGAGAAGCUCGCUGAAGACAAGGCAGAGCUGGAGAGGCAGUGGGAGACCUACCAGCAGGGUCUGGAGCGCCUCAGGGAGACCACCAAAGCUGUGGAGAAGGAAAAAGAAAUCCUCAGUCAAGAGAAAGAACGUCUGGAGGAGAGGCUGAAGAAGUACAUGGAGGCUGUGAACGCAGGGCACAACUACGAUGACCCGUACACCAACCUGUCCAGCUACCAGUCAUUCAGAGGAAGCCUAGCCAACGGCGGCAGCUCACGUCCACACGUCCUGCUGGCUAGCGUCCGCGACGCCAACAAGGAAUCGCCGCCCAAAGUUCCCCCGCGCAAGGAAAGCAUGAGCGUCUCUCAGUCAGCCAAACCUGAACUGCCCGUGCACCUGGUCAGCACCACCAACCAGGUACACAAGACGGCUGGCGUGGUGCAGCAGAUCCCAACCAAGUUGGCCACCCUCUCCAAGGGCAAGGAGAGGGGCUUCCGCAUGAAGGCGUCGCACCAGAGGGCCCACAGCGCAGCCUCCAUCGACGUGAGCCAGGUUCUGCCCAUCCGUGUGACGGGGAAAGAUGGAGGUAGUCUGAGGGUUGUCUCUCAGUCAGGUGAAGUCGAUGACUCGAACCUGUCAGGACACGCCAGCACUGUGAGAACGUCACAGUCCUUCAUACACUUCCGAAGCAACGGGGAGGCUCCGCCCCCAGCCCCGCCCCCUUUCCCCAAAGAAAUCCUGGAGAAGCCGAAGGAGAAGGUGAUAUUCCUUUAA
Molecule: messenger RNA, 3012 nt
Organism: Nerophis lumbriciformis (worm pipefish)
Lineage: Eukaryota; Metazoa; Chordata; Actinopteri; Syngnathiformes; Syngnathidae
Source: RefSeq, a predicted model, not a curated record